This is a messenger RNA of Malus domestica (apple), 888 nucleotides long. The record is from RefSeq and is a predicted model, not a curated record. NCBI's taxonomy places the organism in Eukaryota, Viridiplantae, Streptophyta, Magnoliopsida, Rosales, Rosaceae.
AUGGUAUGGAAUGUAAGAGGUGCUGGAGGGAAACCUUUCUCUGUUACUGCUAAAGAUCUCGUCAGAUUGAACAAAGUGAACAUCUUUGCUAUCUUAGAACCCAGGAUCAGUGGUGAGAGGGCAAUUGAAGUCAUAAAAGGUUUGGGUUUUUCAAAUUAUUAUGUUGUUGAUGCCAAUGGUUUCUCUGGUGGUGUUUGGCUUCUAUGGAAUAAUGAGGUUGUGAAGUUGACAGUUGUGGCUUGCUCCUCCCAAACAAUCACUGCUGUUGUUUUGGAUGGUCAGACUCAGUGGAUGUUAACGGUGGUGUAUGCCUCUCCCUGCCCUCGAGUGAGGAGCCACUUAUGGCCUUAUCUAGAUGGGGUUUCUGCUGCCUCUAAUAUGCCUUGGCUUAUUGCAGGUGAUUUCAAUGAAUUGAUUCAUAGCUCAGAGAAAAAGGGGGGUAGGCCUGUUAAUAAAAAUAGUGGUCUUGGUAAUUGGAUCUCUAGGAAUAGCUUGGUAGACCUUGGGUUCAUUGGUGCUAAAUUUACUUGGAGCAAGAAAAACGAGUAUGGUGAUAUUGUUUGGGAAAGACUUGAUAGAGGCCUUUGUAAUAUAGCUUGGAGACACCUAUACUCUGAGGCUUAUGUUAGGCAUCUUGCUAAAGUGAAUUCUGAUCAUUGCCCCUUGCUUAUCGGCCUUCAUUCUAAACAUAUUCCUAACCCUGAUUUGAAAGCUUUCAGAUUCCAAGCUAUGUGGAUGCUUCACCAGGAAUUUGAACCUUUUGUUAAUGAUACUUGGAAUAGUGCUCAAGGUGAUGCUAGUUGCAAAUCUAUCACUCUUUCUUCUGCUCUUCAAAGCUGGAACCACAAUGUAUUUGGAUGUAUUUUCAAAAGAAAAGAAGGCUCCUAG